Sitophilus oryzae (rice weevil) is the source of this 2128-nucleotide messenger RNA. RefSeq names its product Golgi resident protein GCP60. Bases 43 to 1395 code for a protein of 450 amino acids. The record is from RefSeq and is a predicted model, not a curated record. The transcript has 7 exons. Gene Ontology annotation, molecular function: fatty-acyl-CoA binding. Gene Ontology annotation, cellular component: Golgi membrane. Lineage: Eukaryota; Metazoa; Arthropoda; Insecta; Coleoptera; Curculionidae.
CAACGUUGACGAGUUUUUAAAGGUAAACAAAACGUCAUCGAAAUGGCCGGGGAAAACUCGGAAACUACGAUAAAAUUAGAAAAUCUUAGUAUAAGUGACAAAAACGGCUUUGAUUUAAAUGGUACUCAAUCAAGUGAUAUUAUCGAAUCAGGUUUACCCCUUGAUGAUGUUUAUAGAUUAGCGCUUAGUUUUUAUAAAGAAAAAAGUGGUAAAGCUUGUCAUUUCACUUAUGAAGAUAAUUUGCAAUUAGUUGCUUUUUCUCAACAAGUUGUUCAUGGUCCAUUGACAGAUGUAAUAAAUAAACUACCUCCUUUAGGUACUUUGGAUGUAGUUGGCAAGGAUAGGCGUGAGGCUUGGUUAAAGCUUGGUCAACUAUCAAAAGAUCAAGCUAGGACCGGUUUUGUUGAAUUGUUAAGUAGGAGAUGUCCCCUUUUUUCUACAUUUGUUGAAGCUCACAGGAGAGAGCGCGAUGAACAGAAACGAAAGCAAAAAGAAGAUAUGUCUAAAAGAAGUGAAGAAGAGGCAAUUCGAAAGAGAAAAGAGGAAGAACACCAAUUGGCUUUGGAACAAAUGCAGCAACAAGAAGCGAUUAAACGACAAAUUCAACAAGCUUUGAAUGAACAAACUUAUGAUCAGUUCAGAAAAUAUGCCGAACAACAAUAUCCAGGAGAUCCAGAAAAACAAGGGACACUAAUAAGGCAGUUGCAGGAACAACAUUACAUUCAAUAUAUACAGCAGUUAGAACUCUCACAAAGAGCUGAUCAGAUAAACGAGAAGAGUGAAGUAGCCAGUAAUGAUGGUGAUAAUACAAAAACUAAAGAAGAGACUGAAACAAAUGAAAGUUUACAUGAAGAUGAUGAUGAAGAAGAAUGUCCUAUAUCAGCUGCCAGUAUGUGGACCCUUCCAGAUAUUGACACAUUUAAACAGAAGGUUUCUCAAACUGAAGGUGACGGUGUUGUCAGGGUGGGCCAUGGUGAGACAAUUACUGUCAGAGUUCCUACACAUCCAGAAGGGUCGCGGCUAUUCUGGGAAUUUGCCACAGAUCACUACGACAUUGGAUUUGGCGUAUAUUUUGAAUUUGGCACCCCUAUGACAGAAGAGGUAUCUGUUCAUGUUUCUGAAAGCGACGAUGAAGAUGCUGAAAUUGACGAAGAAGAGCUUUAUGCAGAUGAAACCCUAAGACGCGAUCUUGAAGCAGGAGGAUUAGACUUGCCAUCGAUUGCAAAGCCAACUGUUGUUGAAAUAAUACCAGUGUAUAGACGCGACUGUCAGACAGAAGUGUAUGCUGGUUCGCACUGCUAUCCUGGAAGAGGUGUCUAUUUACUUAAGUUUGAUAAUUCUUAUUCGUUGUGGAGAUCCAAAACUCUUUAUUAUAGGGUAUAUUAUACACAUUAAAUUAUUAUUAAUUAUUUUAAAUUAUUGUUAGGUUAUCCACAAAUUCCUGCUUAAAAACUAUUUACUUAAUAUAUUUGGAUUAUUUAUUAUCAAAGAAUGAUUUAGAAAAAGUUCAAUAUUCAAAAAUUCAGUAGGAACUUCUUUGAAGAAUCUAAAUUUUGGGCAGUCAUGUUUUCUUUAAGACUGAAGAAAAGCUUAUUACCCUAUAAAUUUUAUUUAUUGGCCAAGCCAUAUUACUAGAUGGAAGUAAAUUAAUAUUUUCCCAUCAGUUAAAAUAAAUGUAACUUGUUGCUGAUUACAGUACAUAAUAAAAAAAACAACCCUAAAUGGUAAUGUUACUGUAUCCAUAAAUUUGUCUCAGUGAUAAAUUUUGUGACAUUGUUUUUUUUUCUGUUUGUGCAAUAAUAAAUAUAUAAUAAAUAAAAUAGAUUUAUAAUGAAGCAAUUUGUAUUUAUUAUUUGUAUAAUUUGAUAUUCUAAAAGGCACAUUCGGAUAUACAUAUUGAAUAAAAACAUUUUAUCACUUCAUAAAAUAUACAUUAAACAUUUCUUUUUAAUAUGUAAAUAACAUUUAUGGCAUAAAUAUUUAGAACUGUUCAGGCAAAUGCUUAAUAUACCAGUUACAACUACUCCAGAAGAAAAAAGUCUAAGUAAAAUUAUCUAACGAAAACAAUUAGUAUUUUAAUUUGUAUUAUUACACCUCUGCAUUUCAAUAAAUAUUUAAGUAGUUGAAA